Molecule: messenger RNA, 1041 nt
Organism: Lodderomyces elongisporus
Lineage: Eukaryota; Fungi; Ascomycota; Pichiomycetes; Serinales; Debaryomycetaceae
Gene: CAF16
Product: putative ATP-binding cassette family ATPase
Exons: 1
Coding region: 1-1041 (346 amino acids)
Molecular function (GO): ATP binding; ATP hydrolysis activity
Source: RefSeq, a predicted model, not a curated record
AUGGAUGAUCAUCAUAAUGACAAAUCGCUAGCAAUUGAAGUCAAUGAUUUGACUUAUGAGUUUCCGAAAAGCAACAUCGGUAACUUAAAUACCAACAAAGACAGUAGCACCGGAAUCGGUUCUAAAGCCAAAAUUGGGUUACAAAACGUUACACUCAGUAUUCCUUGGGGCACAACAAACUUGAUAGUCGGUCCUAAUGGUGCAGGAAAAUCAACACUUUUGAAAAUCUUGGCAGGAAAAACAUUGAUUAGAAAAGGUCAGUUGCGUCUUGGUGGUUUUGAUCCAUUUGAGUUUUCUUCGCUGGCUCGUUCUGUGACUCAACACAAUUCCGAUAUCAAUAGUUACAUUACGUAUUUGGGUACAGAAUGGAUUACAAAUAGCGUUAUCAAACGAGAUAUUCCGGUGAACUUGCUCUUAUCAUCAAUUGGAGGUGAAGAGAACCAAGAAAGAAGAAACUUAUUGGUUGAUCUUUUGGAUAUCGACCCUGGUUGGUCAAUGAUCAAUCUCUCUGAUGGUGAACGUCGUCGUGUUCAAAUUGCAAUGGGGUUGAUCAAGCCAUGGAAAUUGCUUUUGUUGGAUGAAGUAACCAUCGAUUUGGAUGUGGUUGUGCGGUCAAAAUUAUUAAACUAUCUAAAACAAGAGUGUGUUAACCGCAAUUGUUGUGUUGUUUAUGCAACGCAUAUUUUUGAUGGCUUGGGAAAUGAAUGGUGUGAUCGCAUUUUGCAUAUUGAUGCAGGUAUUAUUAUCAAUGAUGUCAAGAUGAAAGACGUUGAAUUUGGAGAUGUAAAAACUGAUACCGGUGGGGAUGUAGACGUGAGUGGCGGAGACAAGCUGAUCAAGGUGAAUAAGUCCAAUACAUUACACCCAUUGGCAUUGUACUGGUUGAAUAUGGAUCUCAAAAGACGUGGAACAAGAGAAGAAGAGAAAUUGAGAAUGGCGCAAAGACAUUUGGAUUGGAUUAAUCUGAGAGAUGGAGGUUACUACGAUGCUAGUGAUGACAAGUUGAAACAAUAUUUCAAGAGCACAAGAAGUGAGAGAUAA